AUCAGUCGUCACACUGGCUUGUGCUUGUCCUCUCUUCUUGUCUCGCACAUCAUUCCCAUGACCAUGUCGUCCUUCGGCCCCUCUGCGCAGCGCACCAUGGCCGCUGUGGUCACGGCCUCGGCACUGGGGUCGGUCGCGUACGCCUGGGUGGCCAAGGGCGGUGGGUCGAGGUCACUGGCUAGGACUGGCGUGUUCGGCAAGAGCACGGUUACCUGCUCUGCGGGCAAUGCUGCCGGCGGCGACGCGGCUAGCCUCAAGCCCCUCGUCAUUUGCGGCCCAUCCGGUGUGGGGAAGGGCACGCUGAUCAACAUGCUGCGCGAAGACUUCCCCGGUCGGUUCGGUUUCUCCGUGAGCCACACCACGAGGAAGCCGAGGCCCGGAGAGGUGGACGGCACGCACUACUACUUCAGCGACAAGCGGGAGAUGCAGGCGGAGAUCGACGACAACAAGUUCAUCGAGCACGCGAACGUGCACGCGAACUUGUACGGAACGAGCAUCGCGGCGGUCCAGACCGUCACCGCUUCAGGAAAGAUCUGCAUCCUCGACAUCGACGUCCAGGGCGUCAAGUCCGUCCGCGGCGCUGGCCGGGGCGUGUUGGACCCCCACUACCUUUUCAUUUCGGCGCCGUCGAUGGAGGUGUUGGAGGCUAGGCUUAGGGGCAGAGGGACGGAGACGGAAGAGGCUCUGCAGCGACGAUUGGCCAACGCGAACGCGGAGAUGGAGUAUGGGCUGGAGGCCGACAACUUCGAGAAGGUGGUGGUCAACGAUGGCCUCGAGGAGGCGUACGCGGAGUUGAAGGAGACAGCCAAGGCGUGGUACCCCCAGCUCGCGUUGGACGAGAAAAUCAAGGCCGGAAACCCGACCGAGGCGUAAACGACCAACGAUACCAUCCGUGAAAAAAAACGCCCUUUAAAUUGUGGUAAUUCGAGUACCUAAGAGCAAGAGGAACGUGGCCUUGGCGGUACCGAGAGCGUGCGCGCGCCCGGGGGGGGGGGCGCAGCGGCUCCACCCCGAACCUGGCGUGUAGAAAACUUUGGCGUGCACGAAGGGAAUAUUGUGCGUCUUCGAUCUACCUCGAAAAUGUUUUGUGGCCGCUCUUGUGGAAGAUUUUUUCCCAUGAACCUUGUGCACGAAAGAACAAGUCCUACGAUACAGUUCCCCAUCUCAGACGACGGCAAGGUGCUGAAAACUGAACGGGUAUCGUGGUGUUGAUUGUAUUCCCCGUCUGGUGUGUUCUCUCUUUGGGAAGGGGCGACUUAUAUUGGCACCAUCGUUCCCAUCCUGCCUCGAUGCCCCCCCGCGGAAUGUUGUAUUCAGCGGUAGCCGGUAGGGAGGCGUGGUUGUAGAACCAAGCCGCGUGGCACGUAUAUGAAAAGGCAUCCAGGUUUUGCAAUGCUUUGUCUCUUGUUUUUGCUACGGGUAUGUUACUAUGGCGUGCUCGGUACGGGGCCCUCCCUUGUUUUUUUUUUUGUCUGCUUGCUUACGAGAGGCCUCGGGCAUUGCGUCGACAUAGAUACCGUCGGCGUUUUCUGUUGUUUUUGCCCGCCGCGGCUCCGACUCGAAGGAUUUGUUUCCCCUCUCGGGGGGUGUCUCGCGCCUGCUCGUUGUUUAGACGCGCGCGCGUGUGUUUGUUGUGUGCUGUGUUGUUGUUCGGUUCCCUGUGCCCUCAGCCAAAAGGGGCGACGACCACCUGACCGUAGCGGUAGCGUAGAACCUUCGACGCGUGUCUUGCAAGGACAUGUGUCCCCCAACCGGAGGCUAUUAUUAAUAGUCCGCACAGGUAUGUAUGCAGGUUGUGGAUCAUGUCCCGUUGGCGGUGGACGUUAGGUGCGCUGAUUGGUGUAUACGGAUAUCUGUAUGACGUAUUUGAUGGUAAGCCUGCUGUGUAUGUAAAUGUUAAGCCCGUCGUUGUUCGUCGAAUUGUUAUUAUUUUUUUUAUUUUUUUUUAUUCGCGCUUUUUCUUCCAACUAAAGGAACAAAAAAUGACUAAAUCUGGAGGGGCAAAUUGCCCGGUCGGAAGAGGGGCUGGUCUCUUUUGGUCUGGUGACGACCGCGACAAUCUUGUUUUUGGUGUUUGUUGUUGCCUGCCAAGACGUGGGGAAUUUCUCGGCGUCUGGUUGCACUAAGCCUAACUUAGCUAAGCUACCGUACACCGUGUGAUGCAUGAAGCGUAGGCGCACGGACAGACGCGCGCAACGAAUCGUGCGUGUGUAUGCCAUGUUAUUUGCGUGCAUACGACCUGGGCGUUGUGUCAUGUCGAGCCUGGCUUUUUUUUUUU
Molecule: messenger RNA, 2278 nt
Organism: Ectocarpus siliculosus
Lineage: Eukaryota; Phaeophyceae; Ectocarpales; Ectocarpaceae
Source: the annotation of a GenBank genome assembly